Molecule: messenger RNA, 7317 nt
Organism: Acipenser ruthenus (sterlet)
Lineage: Eukaryota; Metazoa; Chordata; Actinopteri; Acipenseriformes; Acipenseridae
Product: copine-9-like
Exons: 21
Coding region: 219-1883 (554 amino acids)
Biological process (GO): cellular response to calcium ion
Cellular component (GO): plasma membrane
Molecular function (GO): calcium-dependent phospholipid binding
Source: RefSeq, a predicted model, not a curated record
CAAGCGCUGUAGACUUCACGUUUACUAGCAAGAAAAAAUCAACGAAAAGCCACCGAGUUUCUCUUCUCAUGGACCUGUAUUGUCUUUUUUUAAUUACACUACGGUGUGCAUUUAUGUUACCUCUUUGAAAGCUACUUUUACGAAACUAUUUUUGUUUUAAAGAAAUUACAGUACCAUUAAAAAAAGAGUAGGUAUAGUAAGAUUUGGAGACUCUGAGAAUGGCGUCAAUUGGAGAGUUCGACCCUCUAACAUCCAGUGUUCCUGCAACCAAAAUUGAAAUAACAGUCUCAUGCAGGAACCUGCUGGAUAUGGACACCUUCUCCAAGUCUGAUCCUGUGGUAGUGCUUUACGUGCAGGGAAUUGGGAGCAAGGAAUGGAGGGAGUUUGGAAGGACCGAAGUGAUUGAGAACACAUUAAACCCGGAUUUUGUGCGGAAAUUCGUUCUCGACUACUUCUUCGAAGAGAAGCAGAAUCUUCGGUUUGAUGUGUACAAUGUGGACUCGAGAAGCUCAAACAUUUCAAAACAUAAGGAUUUUCUGGGACAGACAUUUUGUACACUGGGGGAGAUCAUUGGCUCUAAAGCUGGCCGACUGGAGAACAAUCUGUCUGGGAUACCUGGAAAGAAAUGUGGGAUCAUUAUCUUCUCUGCUGAAGAGCUGAGCAACUGUCGGGAUAUCGCCACCAUGCAGAUGUGUGCCAACAAGCUAGAUAAAAAAGACUUCUUUGGGAAGUCUGACCCAUUUCUUGUCUUUUAUCGCAGCAAUGAAGAUGGAACGUUCACAAUCUGCCAUAAAACGGAGGUUGUUAAGAACACUCUGAACCCUACGUGGCAGCCGUUUACCAUCCCUGUGCGGGCGCUGUGCAACGGAGACUACGACAGAACCGUUAAAGUAGACUGUUACGACUGGGACCGAGAUGGCAGUCAUGACUUUAUUGGGGAGUUCACCACAAGCUACAGGGAGCUGUCUCGUGGACAGAACCAGUUUAAUGUCUAUGAGGUUUUAAAUCCAAAGAAAAAGGGAAAGAAGAAAAAAUAUAUCAAUUCUGGCACAGUAACACUGCUGUCAUUCAAAGUGGAAUCUGAAUACACGUUUGUGGAUUACAUCAGAGGAGGGACUCAACUGAACUUCACUGUGGCUAUAGACUUUACAGCAUCCAAUGGUAACCCAUCCCAGCCAACCUCUCUGCACUACAUGAACCCCUACCAGAUGAACGCCUAUGCCAUGGCUCUGAAAGCAGUGGGAGAGAUCAUUCAGGACUACGACAGCGAUAAACUUUUCCCAGCAUAUGGAUUCGGGGCCAAGCUACCGCCAGAUGGAAAAAUCUCCCAUGAGUUCCCAUUGAAUGCAGACUAUGAGAACCCAAACUGUGUGGCAAUAGAAGGGGUGCUAGAAGCCUAUUUCCAGAGCCUCCGAACAGUGCAGCUGUACGGGCCCACAAACUUCGCCCCGGUUAUCAACCAAGUCGCAAGAUCAGCUGCUAAUAUGACGGAUGGCUCGCAGUAUUUUGUCCUAUUGAUGAUCACAGACGGUGUCAUCUCUGAUAUGGUGCAGACGAAGGAAGCCAUUGUCAAUGCUGCUUCUCUUCCAAUGUCCAUCAUAAUCAUUGGGGUCGGCCCAGCAGAGUUUGAUGCAAUGGAGGAACUGGAUGGAGAUGAAGUUCGGGUCUCAUCCAGGGGGCGCUUUGCAGAACGAGACAUUGUACAGUUUGUGCCAUUCCGGGAUUACAUUGACCGCUCUGGAAAUCAAGUAUUAAGCAUGGCCAGGCUUGCAAAGGAUGUGUUAGCAGAGAUUCCCGAACAGUUACUGUCGUUUAUGAAAUCUCAUGGCAUCGAGCCCCGCCCAUCCCUGCCUUCCUCCAAUCAGCUGCACAUGAGGAUCUGAGCUGGGGUGCGAAUGGCCGUCUCUACAAUUGCCUCCAGCACCAUCGUUUUUAUCCAUCCAGUUCUAGGAACAGAACCACACUUGGAUCCAAGACCAUACCUCCAUACCAAGCAAUGCAUGCAAGAAGGCAGUUUCGUUUCUUCCUUCACAUCUUGGGCUCCCAAGUCGUCCGAGGCUGCACUCAAUGAAGAAUCAUACUUGCAACAAAAUCAGAGUAUGCAACGCAUGUUUUGUACAGCACAUCUACAUUUAUGCAUUCCUUAUCUUUUCGUAAGACAGUAAAAAAAAAAAUGUUUUUGGAGCAGAGGGGCGCAAUAGUUAGUUUAUCGGCCAAUACAGUCUGUGAAUGUUUUAGAAUUAAGACUAUUUAUAAAUAGACACAGGUGGAUCGCGUGUUUUCUUCCAGAUGUUGGCAUAUGGUUGUUAAAUAAACUUUAAGUCUUCAUGAAGUUCAAGGCAACUUUUGGAGCAUUGAAUCAACAUGGUUCUCUAUUGAAGUAGGAUGCAGAUUCUUUGGAUGAUCACCACAAGAGGCAGAAGAUCCUGCUGCUUACAUUCCUUCAGACAAGUUAUUUGCCUAUUCUACCCUCAUAAUAUUGUAUUACUGUAAAAUGUAAUGUAUUUCAGAUAGUCUUUUUUUAAUGUUGGAUGUUUAUAAAGUUUAACUUGAUACACACACCCUCACAACAGGUUUUAACUCACACUGCAAUGCAUUCAGGUGCCUGUGGUCAUGCAUCUCUUAACGAAGAGGUAUGUAAAUGCAUUGGGGUUGUUAAAAAACCAAAGAUGAAGAUCAUCCAGCAGAAUAUUUUAAAUAGAAAUCGUGGAAUUCAAUUGGUAGCAAUUUUUUGUUCUCCAGGUUGAGUUCUCCUAAGACCAGUGGGCAGUGAAAUGACUUCUGGAACAACUAAACAAACUGUGUUAAAAAAGAAAAUCUGCCAUAAAACAAGCAGCAGUAAUUGAUGACAGCCAGAGAUGCUCCAUAACCAAGGCUUACAAAUCAAUAUUAUCACUGCUGUCCCUUUUCUUCUCUUAAAAGACUUCAGCUUUUGCUUGUAUUUUAAACUAGAAUUUGGAAAAUACAGAUAUUUCAAAGACAAGAACAGAAGAACAGAAGUCAAAGACAACUUUAUAUUCUUCUGUUUUUAUUUUCUUUUAGAACUGACUAGAACAGUUCUGAGAUCAAUGAGCUACUAGAAAUCAGAAGAGCGUUGAUGGUUGCCUCUCAUUCUUGACUUUUCUUAUGUUUUAAGUUUCUUGUCAAGCUAUAGAAGUAAACAGUGCUGCCUCUUCCUGGUACAAAAUCACUUCCUGGGCUAUAGCUCAGUUUGUCGCGAGUGGUCUCAAUUCAGGCCAUGUGACCUAUCACACAGGAAGCUAUUAGAUACCAGGAAACAGUGGUUUUGACUUCAUCUGCUUUACUUUGAAAAAUCUCUAACAAAUUUGAGUUGAAAAACAAGCAAAUGGAUUAACCCCUGGUUAGCACUCCUUUUAGUCUGCUUGCAGUUCACAGCUUUGCCUGAAGCUUUUGCCUGCCCAUCUGUAACAAAGCUAGAUACAUGUCUGCUCUCCAACUUGCUAUUGCAUGCUAUGAACCUCAGUGGCACAGUUCUGCCAUAUCAACUUGAGUCUACUUUUCCCACAAGGCUUUGCUUUAAUUGGGAAGAUUUCCCUGGGUGUAUUUUCUUGAGCAGUUUCUUCAGAGCAAUUCAGCAAUUGAGUACAACAGUCUAGUAUUGUAACCCUUGUUAAUCCUAAUACCCCUGCAGGUGUUGAAGCUGUGACUUUUUAUAACCUCAAUUUUGUGCAAUUCAUUCCCCACUGGAGAUAUGUCUGGGCUAUAGACCAAGAACCUUGAUGUUUUUACCCCAGUGUUAAAACAUUAAAUCAAAAUCAACAUAUAUUUCAUGGUUACUAUGGGGAAUAACUUGAACGUCAAAGAAAAUUAAAAAAAAAAAAAAAAAGCAAGUCAAACUAAGAAUUAGCAUUAGCUCAAAAAGAAUCCAUACGCUUUAAAAUAUAUUCUGCUUCUGGACAUUUGGAAUUCCAGGAUGUACUUGGUUUCAUGUAGCACGGCCAUAUUGUCUUCUUCACAGAGAAUGUGAUGUACUGUAAAUGUAGCCCCAGACGAUUAUAACGUUAAGAAUAAGCUUGUGUUUUUUUAUAUUGUUUUCAUAAUAAAUUGGAUAAAUUACUUUUUUUUUAUGGACAGAGAGCUCAUAAAAAUAAUUAGAAACUUAAAUUGGCUGACACUAUGUCGCAGAAUACCACAUGACACAAACUAAAUUAUGAUUUUCAAAGGCAGAGAAAGACCCCUUGCUGACUGUUAAUUAGAUUAGCCAGUCAAAUACUUGGAUUUCAUAGUAUUAUUGGUUUUAUUUAGUUUGGUUUGGUAUAAGAGAGAAUACAGGCUGGUUCUAAGCUGAUGUCGCUAAAUAAUCAAUGAGUGAGGAAAGGCAUAAACAGAGAGGGGUGAAGUCCCCUAAUAAAAGGUAAGAAAAAUACACUAAGCUGCAGUACUAAAUGCCUGGGUUUUGAACCCUUCUGAUUUGAGGGUAGCAUUCCUUGUUGAACUUCAUCCCUUACCAGCUAUACAAAAACACACUGCCAGUCCAAUAGUAGCGCCUAUAGGGGUGAAAGACUUUGCAUAUAUUAGGUUCGCCACUAGGUGCCACUGUUUCCUCAUUUUCCAUUGUUUUGAUUUUUUUUUUUUUUUUUUUUUUACAAUGAAAUUGUUAACUUUUGUUUAUUUUAAACAGUUUAAGCCACUUGUAUAAUGGUGCUCAAAACCAAUUGCAUAAGUUAUUUAUUUCUUGCUUAAUUUUAUCAUUUGCAAUUAUGCAAUUAUAAUUAAAAACACAUACACACAAUAAAGCUUGCACUGAAAAGAGUGAGUAAUAUUCUUAAUAGUUUGCAUUAUAAUUUAACGUCAUAAAUUCCAAUAUAGUUCUUAGCCUAAUUGAAAACUACAAGUAUUGAGAAUUGUUUAUAUAUAAGAAUAUAGAGAUCCACAUCUCAUAUUAUGCUUUAUUUUGAGCUACUAAAUACAUUUGGGCACCUCUGUAGUUUCAAUUCAAUAUCAGCAGUUCCAUAUAUUAUGCUUCACAACUAAUAACUAGGAGACCUCUUACUAGGUACUUAGUGUUAAUAGUGUUUAAUAUUAAAGAAUAUACUUGAAAUAUAUAAUUGAAUACAAUAUGCAUAGUAUUGAAACAAAACAUAUUCACCGGUUGUUUAAAGACCCUUUGUGCUAAUAAAACUAGUGCUAAUUGAAUCAUGUGUCUCGCUGUUUAUACAGCCAGUGCCUGGUGUAAUAGUAUUAGAAUUGGGUCAUUUCUUUAUUUAUUUCCACAAGUGAACUUUAAUGUGUAAUAUGAAGCUAUGGAUAUUGCAACAUUGGUUAACUCUGUGAAUCAUUUUUGGUGCCACUGUAUAUAUCACAUGUUUUGUUAAAAUGAAUGCUUCACUUGCCAUCUUUUGUUGCCACAAUAAUGAACUUGUUUACUUUUAAUGCCAAAAAGCUGUAGCUUGUUUAAGAAUGAAUGGUGUUUCUCCACGAAGGUAGAGAUAACAUUGUUUAAAAUUAUAUUUUCUAUGUAAAAACGAACUGUCAGCAUAAGAAAUAUAGAUACAGUGAAGAAUUUGCAGUGUUGCUCAAUUGUAUGACCUAUACUUAUUUCAGCCAAUAUAUGAAUAAAUAAUGUAUCAUUGUUACCUAAGUAAACAAACCUGCUAUCUGUGACAUGGUUGGGGAUUCUCCUUUGAUUUGCAUUCUGUAUAUUCCAUGCAUCCUUUUUCUGCAGCAACCAUCUAAAAUGAAUAUGCUGUAUAAAAUGUUACUUCUAGAAUUGCUUACCAAAACAUUCUGUUAUAACAACUGCAUUUCAGUACUUUAACAAGUGUGUCCGCAUACUCUCCAGUUAUGUGUUUAUGUCCACCCACACAACACCAGCAAGUGUACAAUUCAACUGGAUAUAGCAGGUUUUGCUAAUCCCCAGGCUGGGUUUGGUUUUACAAAAUACAGGCUUUUGUGCUGUAGUGCAAACAUGUUUCCUUUUUAUUUGAUCCUACCCUCAGAGCUAAUUCCACACUGUAAAAUAAAACAUAGUAUACCAUAAGGGUCAAUGCAGUAACCACAAGAAAACAACUAGAUUAACAGUCUGACUGAAUAAACGAAUGAACCGCAGAGAGCUGAGGAUCGAAUCCUACAAAUCCAGUGUGACAGCAAACUUUGCUAAAACAACGUCUCUUCAGUCUGACUGGGAAAAUAUUUGAUGACAGAUGAUACGAGGUAAACCCAGUGCUGUCUGUUUUUACCUUUAUUUCUGAGAGACACCCUUAUUGGAGACAAGAUUUACAUUGAAGCUUUUUUAGGCCAUUAAAAAAUCUUGAAGGCAUUCAUGCACAGCAAAGCUUUUUUCAAAAAGCGGUUGCCAACCAUGAGGCACUUUAUAUUCUAAUGUAUCUGCAGAGCUAACCAAUGGUUAACAGCAAUGACAUAUAAACCAUGUAUAUUGUGCUCAAUUACACUCGUAGAGACAAGGUUGGUCGCUCACUCAAAAAUCUUCUUUUAGACUUGACCACUAAUAAUUAUAUGCAUGAGAUUCCAAGCCAAACUUCCUAUAUGAAAUAUAGACAGCUAAAUUGUCUAUUUAUUUAAUUCCAAUUGUAUUACAUUUUCUCAAUGUUCGGUCAGCAUCUUUUGCCAGCUGCUCUGGUAUCCUGGGAUUUCAGACACACUAACUACAGCAACAGCACAAUGGCUGAGAACAAGGUUUGCUGUCAAUUAAACCAAGAUACAAUAGCUCUGUAAUAAACAGACAACAUAAGAGAGAGAUGUUGGUGAGUGUUCAGGAUUGGAGAUUAGUCUAGGGAAAGGAAAUUAGCAUAUUUAGCUUAGAAAAAGAAGGGUAAAACGAUUGUAGUUAACAAAAUAAUAUUAUAAAUGCCCUGUUGUGCACUUGCAUUCGCUAUAUUGGUCUCAAAUGUGCAGUUUUGAAAGAAACACAUGUUUUAGUAAACCUGUGUUUUCAUUUUAAAACCUGAUAUCCAGUACUAGACCAUGCUUUAGGUAGCUUUGCAUUAUCUUGGUUAUUUCACAUGGAGAGUGUAUAUUUGAUUUAAUGCUAAUUAAUAAUAUUUUUUGGUAAGCUACUAACAAACUAAAUUUACCGAUUACCCCUUCCAGAUAUUGCAAUGCUGCUUUUCCGCCAUGUCCGAGCGUCUGACUUCAAAUCUGAAAACAGGUCUGUCAUUGGAAGAGUGAUGAUUGGUUUCUGAAAAGGAGAGCUAGAGUGUGAGGCUUCUGGGAGUUGGAGUUCUUUUCAAUAACCAAUCUCUAGCAAAUAAUGUAUCUAUGUUCCUUCAUGUGACCUCUUAGUAGCCUGAUACAUAGAGAAUUAUAUAUAUAUAUAUAUAUAUAUAUAUAUAUAUA